Molecule: messenger RNA, 1377 nt
Organism: Aspergillus steynii IBT 23096
Lineage: Eukaryota; Fungi; Ascomycota; Eurotiomycetes; Eurotiales; Aspergillaceae
Exons: 1
Coding region: 1-1377 (458 amino acids)
Source: RefSeq, a predicted model, not a curated record
AUGACCAGUUCACGCCCACCCUCAAGCUGGCUGCAAGUCGAUGAAACUCGGUACGUUCGACCGCUGGAUGCGCUGGAGACCCUUCUGAGCAGUGUGUACAUCAAUCCGCUUCAUCCUGGGUUCCGCACACAGGACAUAGUCACCAGUAUUCGAAUCCGCACGUCGAUGAGCAACGGCAUGCUUCUUCAACAUGCCCGGCGCGCCUGGGAGCAGAUGCGCCAUCUCCACCCGAUGAUCGCCGCCGAGUAUGACGAGAAGCAGCAGCAGUACGUGUACCAGUCUCCUAUCAGUCGGCGUGAAGUCGAGGAAUGGCUCGAGCAGAGCUUCAUUGUUGACUCGGGCUGUUUUCACCACCCUGCCCGUGGGCACGACUACGGGCGCGUCCCAGCGUCCGAUCGCCCGGUCCUGUACUACUUCCAGGGCGAAGGGCGCUUCGUACUGCGCUGUCCCCAUAUUCACGCGGAUGGCACGGCAACCGGGAUUCUGCUGAAAGACUUUCUAUCCGAGCUGACCACUCCACGGGAAUUGGAGGCCGGGGCGUUCGGCGACGAGAUUCGCAACCUUCCCCCCGGUGCCAUCGAGGCUGCCAGGAUUCAGGUCCCCUCCGUCACCACAGAAGACACCCGCCUCAGCAGCCGGGAGAUGCACAUCCCUACUUCCGGGGAGACGUUGUCCCCGAAACCCGGGCGACUCCAGGUUCUUGCCUUCUCGGAGACAGGAACCGCCACGAUCCUGCAGCGUGGCCGACAGACGGGACUCGGCCUGACCGCGCUCGUGCACACGGCGCUCCUGAAAGCUUGCAAGGCCAUGACGAGAGCAGAUUCUCCGCCGCAGGACACACACACCUCGCUCACGGGUUUCAACCUGCGCGAUCGCUGCGACCCGUCACUUCCGGACGCGAUCGGGGCGAGGGCGUUUGCGCCGCGGGCUAGCAUGUGGCCUUAUCAGGUCCGGGUCGGGGACUACUGGGAGACGGCGCAGGCGUUGAAGGUGGAGUAUCGCAGUCUUGCGCAGAGCAAAGAUCGGAUUCUGGAGGCAUCGGUGCCUUGCCUGCGCAAGUUCCUGCCCGCCUGGUUGGAGAAGGAACCGCCUUUCUUCGCCAGCUUUAUCGGCGAUCUUUCCCUCCUGUUCGGCCGAUCGAGCGGGUCGUUGCAGGUCGAGGAGGCAUGGAUAACGCUCAUCCCCAUGACGGCGAUGAUGUAUCUGGUUGUGCAGACGUUCCGGGGCCGGUUGGCUGUCAGGUUGAGUUAUAAUGAGGCCUAUUGGAGGGAUGAGCAGGUGGCGGAGUUUCUUGGGAGAGUGAAGGGAGAACUCGACCGCCAUGUCCUGACGGAAGGUGCUGUGGGGGUGUAUAGGGCCAACGGACAGACCUUGUAG